Molecule: messenger RNA, 1404 nt
Organism: Branchiostoma floridae (Florida lancelet)
Lineage: Eukaryota; Metazoa; Chordata; Leptocardii; Amphioxiformes; Branchiostomatidae
Exons: 4
Coding region: 1-1404 (467 amino acids)
Source: RefSeq, a predicted model, not a curated record
AUGGGAGGAAGUAAGAUCCAGACUAAAGUCCUUGAGAAGAGCAGAAAGGUUGAGGAGGAAGCGUCCUUGUUAGAAGAGAAGAAGGGUGGGACAUUGUCUGUCGAGAAAGAAGACCCCGAGGCUCACCUGAGGGAAACUUACUCUGACCCGGAAAGAAGUAAGCCACUGAGCUCUCCCGGAUAUGUACCCAGGCCGCCUGAGCCUUCAAUCCCCAUGGACAUAUCCCAACCAAAGUGGAGUGAGCUGUCUGCAGCAGUACGCAGAGCAAGAGCAGCAGCAGCUCCUGGACCGAAUGGAGUUCCUUAUAGAGUUUACAAAAUGUGCCCAAAGACUCUGUACCUUCUAUGGAAGCUCAUGAGGGUGGCAUGGAGAAAGCAGUGUAUUCCAGUCUCAUGGAGAAGAGCAGGGGAAGUAAAGGGGAUGAUCAACAACUAUUUUGCGGACUUCAAACUCAGCAUCAGCACAAGAAACUUCACAACCGAAUGGCAGAGACUGGAAAAGGGAAUAGCGAUGGGCUGCUCAAUAUCCCCCCUGCUAUUCACCAUGGGGUUUGAGAUCCUGUUGAUUGGAGCCAAGCAAGUGGUGGGGGGUGUGAGAGCACCAUCAGGAGAGAAGAUGCCACCAUUGCGAGCAUUCAUGGACGAUGUUACGAGCAUCCUCCGAACAGCACCAUGUACCAACCGGGUUUUACUCAGACUGGAAGAGCUCACAGCAUGGGCAGGCAUGCAGUUCAAGCCAUCCAAAUCAAGAAGCCUAUCCCUCAGGAAGGGAAAGCUCAGCGGUAGGACCUUCUCCGUCAAUGGCCAACACAUUCCUACCAUCCAAGAAGAGUCAGUCAAAAGUCUGGGUCGCCUGUACACAAGUAAUCUGAAUGACAAAGGAAGGGGGCAGGAAGUAUUAGAGCAAGCCUGCAAUGGUCUCCAACAGAUAGACAAGAGUGAGCUCCCAGGCAGACUGAAAAUGUGGUGUGUUCAAUUUAUGCUGUUUCCAAGGCUCAAGUGGCCACUCAAGAUGUACAACAUUUCUGUGUCAACAGUUGACCAGAUCGACAGAAAGGCCAACGCCUACUUCCGACGGUGGUUAGGUGUGCCGAGAUGUCUCUCAUCUGUCGCUCUGUAUGGCAAGAACAAGCUCAACCUUCCUUUCUCGUCAAUUGCAGAAGACUUCAAGUUAGAAAAGGUCCGACUGGUGUUGGAAUUGGAGGGCUCUCAGGACCCUUCAGUGAGAGCAGCAAACCAAGGCCUUAGCACUGGAAAGAAAUGGAGUGCAAGUACCUCCAUUAGUCAAGCCAUCAGUAGACAACAACACAAAGACCUGGUGGGAUCAGUCCAAGUGGGGCGAGCAGGUUUUGGCUGGGGCAAGAGAGACCAAAGGAAAGUAGGAUUGCACUAUCUCGGGAAGUAA